This is a messenger RNA of Brassica oleracea var. oleracea, 702 nucleotides long. RefSeq lists its product as uncharacterized. Bases 57 to 530 code for a protein of 157 amino acids. Lineage: Eukaryota; Viridiplantae; Streptophyta; Magnoliopsida; Brassicales; Brassicaceae. The transcript is spliced from 2 exons. The record is from RefSeq and is a predicted model, not a curated record.
ACUCAGUAAUCGAGAGAAAAGCGAGAGAACGUGACGGCGAGGAAGAAGAAGGGAGAAUGUGGUUCACCGGCGGCGGAGGAGGAGGACUGAGGAAGCUCUGUAGAGCCUCGGCGACUGUUUUCGAGAACGAGAUGAGUUGUAACUCUCUGCUAGUGAGAUACAUGUCGAGAGAGCGAGCUGUGAACGUAAGGAAGAUAAACCCAAAGGUCUCGAUCCAAGAAGCUCACAUCAUCUCCAGCUCUCUCUACGAAGUCUUCAAGAAACACGGACCUCUCUCCGUUCCCAACACUUGGCUCCGCGCUCAGGAAGCUGGGGUAAGUGGAUUGAACAGCAAGACUCAUAUGAAGCUGAUGUUGAAAUGGAUGAGAGGGAGGAAGAUGCUCAAGUUAAUCUGCAACCAAGUUGGUUCCUCCAAGAAGUUCUUUCACACCGUUUUACCUGACGAUGAUAUUCAACAAGAGACACCACUUGCUGCAACUCCUGCUGCCACCGAGAACAAAAAGCAAACCUCCAAGAGAAGAAGCAAAUAAAAGAUUGUUAUUUGCCUUUCCCAUGAUGAACCGUGUGAGCAAAUCUGUGUGGACAAUCUCUUGUUUUGAUCUGUUUUUAGUUUCAGAGAAAACAUUAUAGUUUGCUCUGGUGUAGAAAGUAUGUGGGCUUCUCUGUUUCCUUUGAAUAAAAGAAACAACAGUUUACAUUGCA